CCUGAAAUCAGCACUAACACAAUGAAUUCAGAAGCAUCUUUUACCGGCUAUAAUACUGGAUUCCAGGUCGGUCAGAAUCCUGGGCAGAUCAACAGUCAAUUUUACUACAACUAUUACAACCAACCUGAUGAUUCAAAGGCUAUUGAUCCCGAGCUUGAUAAGCAGCGAAUUGAAAAAGAGAAGGGUGGGCUUCUUCGGGACUCAUACUGCUGGGUGCUCAAGCAUGAUAAUUUCAAACGAUGGAGAGAUGCUGCUGUCGCACAGAUGCUCUGGAUCAAAGGUGAUCCUGGCAAGGGAAAGACAAUGUUGAUAUGCGGCAUCAUCGAUGAGCUUUCGAAGACAGCUAUUUACGAAAAUAUUAAUAUUGCCUACGUUUUCUGCCAAGCCACCAACAAUCGGAUUAACAGUGCUACAGCGGUUCUAAAAGGACUCAUGCUUAUGCUUGGUAGACACCAGCCUUCGCUUCAGGCCCACAUUCCUACAAGGUUCCUUGACAACGAAAAUGGCUGGUUUCAGCUAUACAACGCCUUCCGGAAGAUACUCCAAGACCCGACGCUGAAAAGUACUUAUCUCAUGAUUGAUGCACUGGACGAGUGUACUAUUGAUCGAAAUAGACUUCUUGAGAUUCUUGAGGAAUAUUCAUCAGGAUCUUCACAUGUGAAAUGGAUUGUUUCGAGUCGAAACUGGCCGAGUAUCGAGAGAUAUCUUAACAAUACAACGGGAAUUAGGCUCCAGCUUGAGUUGAACGAAGAUAAUCUAGCUGCUGCUGUCGAAUCCUUUAUCAAGUAUAAAGUUGAGGAACUAACGAAGAGAAACAAAUACAACCUGGAAAAGAGAAAGAUGGUGGAAAAUCACUUACAAUCAAAUGCAAAAGGAACCUUUCUCUGGGUGGCCUUGGUUUGCAAGCAACUGGAUGAUAUCUCGCCAAGACAUCUGCAAAAGAAGCUUAAAGAUUUUCCUCCUGGGCUUCAUGAAUUUUACUGUCGAAUGUUCAACAAUAUCCAGGAUGUGAACGAUGAUACUGAGCUAUGUCUGUCUUUGCUCGGAAUUGUUACAACUGUUUAUCGCCCCAUAACCCUGGACGAGUUAUCGUUAAUUCUGGAAUUACAGGAAAAGCUCACCAGCGAAGAUCUCCAAGAGAUUGUUAAACUAUGUGGCUCCUUUAUUACUCUUCAAAAUUGCACAAUCAAGUUGGUUCAUCAAUCCGCACAAGACUUUCUUCUGGAAUACGCACCUCGGGAUAUAGCUCCUAAAGGGAUACAAUAUAUCCACUAUUCCAUCUUUUCGAAGUCUUUGGAAAGUGUGCAUACGCACUUGGAAAGGGAUAUAUACAAUCUCAAAGAUCAUACACUUUCUAUAAGUGAAGUCAGGCAGCCAGACCCAGAUCCACUAGCUACAAUGCAGUAUGCAUGUAGGUACUGGGUGGAUCAUCUCAUUGACUACUUCAACAUUGAAGAGACAACUGAAGAGCUACCGGAAACUAAUAUACUUAAUUCUUUCCUGUGCCAGGACUUUCUUCACUGGCUUGAAGCUCUUAGCCUAUCAGGAGGCAUAUCAGAAGGAGCGAAGUCGAUACUUAAGCUUGAAGGUUCGUUAAAGACAAGAACAGCAGAUGGAAAAUUCAUCCACAGGGUUCAAGAUGCGUAUCGAUUUAUCAUAUAUCACAGGGUAAUGCUAGAGCAGUAUCCACUUCAAGUAUACACCUCAGCAAUAUUUUUCAGCCCCCAGAGCAGCAUCACAAAGAUUCAGUAUAUGUCUGCGGAACUAGCAUGGAUAAGUGGAGCACGUGUUGUGGAAGAAAGCUGGGGCGCGUGCCUGCAGACACUUGAGGGUCACCAUAACUGGGUCACCUCAGUGGUUUUCUCGCAUGACUCCACGCGGCUCGCCUCGGCAUCCAACGACAAGACUAUCAAGCUGUGGGACUCCAGCAGCGGCGCGUGCCUACAAACCCUGGAGGGUCAUAAUAAUUGGGUCUACUCGGUGGUCUUUUCACAUGACUCGAAGCAAAUUGCCUCCGCUUCCAGCGAUGAGACUAUUAAGCUGUGGGACUCCAGCAGCGGCACAUGUCUGCAGAUCCUAAAGGGUCAUAAUAACUCAGUCACCUCGGUGGCCUUUUCUCCUGACUCUAUACAGCUCGCCUCCGCGUCCGAUGAUAAGACGGUUAAGCUGUGGGACGUCAGCAGCGGCGCGUGCCUACAUACCCUGGAGGGUCAUGAUAACUGGGUCACCUCAGUGGUCUUUUCACAUAACUCUAAGCAGCUCGCCUCCGCUUCUAGCGAUAAGACUAUUAAGCUGUGGGACGUUAGCAGCCGCGUGUGCCUUCAGACCCUAGAGGGUCACAAUAAAUCGGUCCGCUCAGUGGUCUUCUCUCCUGACUCCACACAGCUCGCCUCUGCGUCCGACGAUAAGACUGUGAAGCUGUGGGACGUCAGCAGCGGUGCAUGCCUGCAGACACUGGAGAGUCAUCAUGGGGCGGUCUGCUCGGUGGUUUUUUCGUAUGACGCCACGCGGCUCGCCUCCGCGUCGGAUGACAAGACUGUCAAGCUCUGGGACGUCAGCAGCGGCGCGUGCUUGCAGACCCUGGAGGGUCAUGAUAAUUUGGUCCGCUCAGUUUCCUUCUCGCAUGACUGCAAGCAGCUCGCCUCCGCAUCUGAAGACAAAACCGUCAAGCUGUGGGACGCCAGCAGCGGCGCGUGCCUGCCGUCUCCGCAAGCUCUGGAAGAUCAUAGUAACUCGAUCCGCUCGGUGGUCUUCUCGCAUGACUUCACGCGGCUUGCCUCCGCGUCUUGGGACAAGACUGUCAAGCUGUGGGACGCCAGCAGUGGUUUGUGCCUGCAUACCCUAGAGGGUCACAAUAACUGGGUUAUCUUAGUAGUCUUCUCGCAUGACUCCACACAGCUCGCCUCGGCUUCUAGCGAUAAGACUAUCAAGCUGUGGGACUCGAGUAGCGGCACGUGCUUGCAGACCCUGAAGGGUCAUGCUAACUGGAUCCGCUCAGUGGUAUUCUCAUAUAACUCUACACAGCUAGCCUCCGCUUCCGAUGAUAAGACUGUCAAGCUGUGGGACGCCAGCAGCGGCGCGUGCCUGCAGACCUGUGGGACGCCAGCAGCGGCGCGUGCCUGCAGACACUAGAAGGUCAUCAUAACCCGGUGUGCUCGGUGGUUUUUUCGUAUGACGCCACGCAGCUCGCCUCCGCGUCCGAUGACAAGACCGUCAAGCUGUGGGACGCCAGCAGCGGUGCGUGUCUGCAGACUUUGAAGGGUUGUGGUACUCGCAUUAUAAAAUUCGAUAUCAUAAACUCAUAUGUUCAAACUAAUCAAGGUGAUUUUACCUUGUCUAUCGUCGAAAAUUCAGGAACCUCUCAAACAGGCACAAAAGGACCAUACUCAGAAGGAUUCGGUCUGAGUUCCGACGAAACCUGGAUCACAUGGAAGUCGGUGAAUUUGUUGAAGUUGCCAUUCAUACAUCGGGUUUCAACCUUUGCUUCGGCACAAUCGACUAUUUGCAUCGGUUUCAAAUCAGGACGAUGUUGCAUACUAAAG
Aspergillus japonicus CBS 114.51 is the source of this 3542-nucleotide messenger RNA. RefSeq names its product Pfs, NACHT and WD domain protein. The transcript has 4 exons. Lineage: Eukaryota; Fungi; Ascomycota; Eurotiomycetes; Eurotiales; Aspergillaceae. Gene Ontology annotation, molecular function: protein binding. The coding region runs from base 22 to 3132 and encodes 1036 amino acids. The record is from RefSeq and is a predicted model, not a curated record.